Perognathus longimembris pacificus (Pacific pocket mouse) is the source of this 8178-nucleotide messenger RNA. RefSeq names its product inositol 1,4,5-trisphosphate receptor type 2 (gene Itpr2). Gene Ontology annotation, cellular component: endoplasmic reticulum; membrane. Gene Ontology annotation, biological process: calcium ion transmembrane transport. Gene Ontology annotation, molecular function: inositol 1,4,5-trisphosphate-gated calcium channel activity; inositol 1,4,5 trisphosphate binding. Lineage: Eukaryota; Metazoa; Chordata; Mammalia; Rodentia; Heteromyidae. The record is from RefSeq and is a predicted model, not a curated record.
AUGCGGCGGCAUGUCUGACAAAAUGUCCAGCUUCCUCUCCAUCGGGGACAUCGUGUCCCUCUACGCCGAGGGCUCCGUCAGCGGCUUCAUCAGCACCUUGGGAUUAGUGGAUGAUAGAUGUGUGGUGAACCCAGAGGCUGGGGACUUAGCCAACCCUCCCAAGAAAUUCAGAGACUGCCUUUUCAAGGUGUGCCCGAUGAACAGAUACUCUGCCCAGAAGCAGUACUGGAAAGCCAAGCAAGCCAAGCAAGGCAACCACACCGAAGCCGCCCUCUUGAAGAAGCUGCAGCAUGCUGCUGAGUUAGAGCAGAAACAAAACGAAUCUGAGAACAAGAAGCUGUUGGGAGAAAUUGUGAAAUACAGUAAUGUGAUUCAACUGCUCCAUAUCAAGAGCAACAAAUACCUGACGGUGAACAAGCGGCUGCCCGCGCUGCUGGAGAAGAACGCCAUGCGGGUGUCGUUGGAUGCGACGGGCAACGAAGGGUCCUGGUUCUACAUCCACCCCUUCUGGAAGCUGAGGAGCGAGGGGGACAACAUCGUCGUCGGGGAUAAAGUUGUGCUGAUGCCCGUGAACGCCGGACAGCCCCUCCACGCCAGCAGCAUUGAGCUCCUCGACAACCCAGGAUGCAAGGAAGUGAAUGCAGUUAAUUGCAACACCAGCUGGAAGAUCACUUUAUUUAUGAAAUUCAGCUCGUAUCGGGAUGACGUCUUGAAAGGAGGCGACGUGGUCAGACUGUUCCAUGCGGAGCAGGAGAAGUUCCUGACUUGUGACGAAUAUGAGAAAAAGCAACACAUUUUCCUCCGGACCACCCUGCGCCAAUCAGCAACUUCCGCCACGAGUUCUAAAGCACUGUGGGAAAUAGAGGUUGUUCAUCAUGACCCGUGCCGAGGGGGUGCCGGGCAAUGGAACAGCUUGUUCAGAUUUAAACAUCUCGCCACAGGGAGCUACCUAGCGGCCGAGCUGAAUCCUGAUUAUCAAGAUGCCCAAAAUGAAGGGAAAAACGUGAGAGACGGAGACCUCCCAGCCCCCAAGAAGAGACGCCAGGCCGGGGAGAAGAUCAUGUACACACUCGUGUCCGUGCCCCACGGCAGCGACAUCGCCUCGCUCUUCGAGCUGGACGCCACCACGUUGCAGAGGGCCGACUGCCUCGUGCCCAGGAACUCGUACGUUCGGCUAAGGCAUUUGUGUACCAACACGUGGGUGACAAGCACUGGCAUUCCCAUCGAUGCAGACGAAGAGCGGCCGGUCAUGUUGAAGAUCGGAACCUGUCAAACCAAAGAAGAUAAAGAGGCCUUCGCCAUUGUGUCGGUCCCGCUGUCGGAGGUCCGAGACUUAGACUUCGCCAAUGAUGCCAAUAAAGUGUUGGCAACCACGGUGAAGAAACUGGAAAAUGGCACAAUAACUCAGAACGAGAGGAGAUUUGUCACCAAAUUGUUGGAGGACCUCAUCUUCUUUGUGGCUGACGUACCAAACAACGGCCAGGAUGUUCUGGAUGUGAUUGUCACCAAGCCGAACCGGGAGCGCCAGAAACUCAUGAGGGAGCAGAACAUAUUGGCCCAGGUGUUCGGGAUUCUCAAAGCCCCGUUCAAGGAGAAGGCAGGGGAAGGCCCCAUGCUGAGGCUCGAGGACUUGGGGGACCAGCGGUACGCCCCCUACAAAUACGUGCUGCGGCUCUGCUACCGCGUGCUGCGGCACUCCCAGCAGGACUACAGGAAGAACCAGGAAUACAUUGCUAAGAACUUCUGCGUCAUGCAGUCCCAGAUCGGCUAUGAUAUUCUGGCAGAAGACACAAUCACGGCUCUGUUGCACAACAACAGGAAACUCCUCGAGAAACACAUCACGGCGAAGGAAAUCGAAACGUUUGUCAGCCUGCUCCGACGCAAUCGGGAGCCCAGGUUUCUGGAUUAUUUGUCGGACCUGUGUGUGUCUAACACCACGGCCAUCCCCAUCACGCAAGAACUCAUCUGUAAAUUCAUGCUGACUCCUGGAAACGCCGACAUUCUCAUUCAAACCAAGCUCGUCUCCAUGCAAGGGGACAACCCUCUGGAGAGCGCCAUUCUUCCCGACGACAUGGAGGAUGAAGAGGUUUGGCUCUACUGGAUCGACAGCAACAGAGAGCCGCACGGCAAGGCCAUUCGCCACCUGGCACAGGAGGCCAAGGAGGGCACCAAAGCCGACCUGGAAGUCCUGACCUACUACAGGUAUCAGCUCAACCUGUUUGCCAGGAUGUGCCUGGACCGCCAGUACCUGGCCAUCAACCAGAUCUCCACGCAGCUGUCGGUGGACCUGAUCCUGCGCUGCGUGUCGGACGAGGGGCUGCCCUUCGACCUGCGCGCCUCCUUCUGCCGCCUCAUGCUGCACAUGCACGUGGACCGGGACCCGCAGGAGUCGGUGGUGCCUGUGCGCUAUGCCCGCCUCUGGACCGAAAUCCCCACCAAGAUCUCCAUCCACGAGUACGAUUCCAUCACAGACUCUUCCAGAAACGAUAUGAAGAGGAAAUUUGCCCUGACGAUGGAAUUUGUUGAAGAAUACUUGAAAGAAGUGGUCAGCCAGGCUUUCCCAUUUGGGGAUAAGGAGAAAAACAAACUCACAUUUGAGGUGGUUCAUUUGGCCCGGAACCUGAUCUAUUUUGGAUUUUAUAGCUUUAGUGAGUUGUUGAGGCUCACGAGAACGCUCUUGGCCAUUCUGGACAUUGUGCAGGUCCCCAUAUCAUCUUAUCUGGAAAGAUUAAGCAAAUUCCAAGAUGGAGGAAACAACGUCAUGCGAACCAUCCACGGCGUGGGGGAGAUGAUGACCCAGAUGGUGCUGAGCAGGGGCUCCAUCUUCCCCACCAGCGCGCCCGACGUGCAGCCUCACCUGCUGCCCGGCAAGCAGAUGGGCCCCGCGGAGCCGGAGGAUGUGACAGUCAUGGAUACCAAGCUGAAGAUCAUCGAGAUCCUGCAGUUCAUCCUGAGUGUGCGAUUGGACUACAGGAUCUCCUACAUGCUGUCCAUUUACAAGAAGGAGUUCGGCGAGAACAAUGCGGAAGCCCCCGCCAAUAGCUCUCCACACACUUUAUUGUCUUCAGCUAUUGUUCCUGAUAUUGAUGAAAUUGCAGCCCAGGCUGAAACGAUGUUUGCCGGCAGGAAGGAGAAGAAUCCGGUCCAGCUUGACGACGAAGGAGGGAGGACGUUUCUGCGGGUUCUCAUUCACCUCGUUAUGCACGAUUACCCCCCGCUGCUCUCCGGGGCUCUGCAGCUCCUCUUCAAGCAUUUCAGUCAGAGAGCGGAGGUUUUACAGGCGUUUAAGCAGGUGCAGCUUCUGGUGUCCAAUCAGGACGUGGAUAACUACAAGCAGAUCAAGGCGGACCUGGACCAGCUGCGGCUGACGGUGGAGAAGUCGGAGCUGUGGGUGGAGAAGUGCGGCGGUUACGAGAACGGCGAAGGCAACGAAGCCCCGGGCAAGGGGGGUGAGGAGCUGAGCGAGGAAUCCAACAUUCUUAGUCCUGUGCAAGAUGGAUUGAAGGUGCCACAGAUCGACAGCAACAAAAGCAAUAACUACCGGAUUGUCAAAGAGAUUUUGAUCAGGCUGAGCAAACUCUGUGUACAGAAUAAAAAAUGUCGCAAUCAGCACCAACGGCUCCUGAAGAACAUGGGCGCCCAUUCGGUGGUGUUGGAUCUUCUGCAGAUCCCUUAUGAAAAGAACGAUGAGAAAAUGACGGAAGUGAUGAAUCUGGCCCACACGUUCCUGCAGAAUUUCUGCCGGGGAAACCCGCAGAAUCAAGCUCUUCUUCACAAACAUCUGAAUUUGUUUUUAACUCCGGGCCUUCUGGAAGCGGAGACCAUGCGGCACAUCUUCAUGAACAAUUACCACCUGUGCAACGACAUCAGCGAGAGGGUGGUGCAGCACUUCGUGCGCUCCAUCGAGACCCACGGCCGCCACGUGCAGUACCUGAGGUUCCUGCAGACCAUCGUCAAAGCCGACGGGAAGUACGUGAAGAAGUGCCAGGACAUGGUCAUGACAGAGCUGAUCAACGGCGGGGAGGACGUGCUGAUAUUCUACAACGACCGAGCGUCCUUCCCGAUCCUCCUGCAGAUGAUGUGCUCGGAGCGGGCCCGCGGGGACGAGGGCGGGCCGCUGGCCUACCACGUCACGCUGGUGGAGCUGCUGGCCGCCUGCACCGAGGGCAAGAACGUCUACACGGAGAUCAAGUGCAACUCGCUGCUGCCGCUGGACGACAUCGUGCGGGUGGUCACGCACGACGACUGCAUCCCGGAGGUUAAGAUCGCGUAUGUGAAUUUUGUGAAUCACUGCUACGUCGACACAGAGGUGGAAAUGAAGGAGAUCUACACGAGUAACCACAUCUGGAGACUCUUUGAGAACUUCCUGGUGGAUAUGGCCCGGGUUUGCAACACAACCACCGACAGGAAGCACGCGGACCUCUUCCUGGAGAAGUGCGUCACCGAGUCGGUCAUGAACAUCGUGAGCGGCUUCUUCAGCUCCCCCUUUUCCGACAACAGCACCAGCCUCCAGACACAUCAGCCGGUGUUUAUUCAGCUGCUCCAAUCAGCCUUCAGAAUUUACAACUGCACGUGGCCCAGCCCGGCGCAGAAGGCUUCAGUGGAGUCCUGCAUCCGGACCCUGGCGGAAGUGGCCAAGAACCGAGGAAUUGCCAUCCCUGUGGAUCUAGACAGCCAAGUAAACACUCUGUUCAUGAAGAGCCAUUCCAACAUGGUGCAGAGAGCUGCCAUUGGCUGGCGUCUGUCCGCCCGCUCCGGACCCCGCUUCAAGGAGGCUCUCGGAGGGCCUGCGUGGGAUUACAGAAAUAUUAUUGAAAAGCUACAGGACGUGGUGGGCUCGCUGGAGCAGCAGCUGGCCCCCAUGAUGCAGGCCGAGUUCUCCGUGCUGGUGGACGUGCUGUACAGCCCCGAGCGGCUCUUCCCGGAGGGGAGCGACGCCCGGAUUCGCUGCGGGGCCUUCAUGUCCAAGUUGAUCAAUCAUACAAAGAAACUAAUGGAGAAAGAAGAGAAACUGUGUAUUAAAAUUCUUCAGACCUUACGAGAAAUGCUGGAGAAGAAAGACAGCUUUAUGGAGGAGGGCAGCACAUUAAGAAAAAUACUCCUGAAUCGCUACUUUAAAGGAGAUUACGGAGUUGGCGGGAGUGGGCCCCUGUCCGGGAGCUACACGAAGACCCCACAAGUGGGAGGAAGCUUUUCUGGACCAGAGUCCAAUAAGAUGGGCAUCUUGAUGUCUGAUAUUCAGUGUCUGCUGGAUAAAGAAGGCGCGUCGGAACUGGUCAUUGACGUGAUUGUGAACACAAAAAAUGAUCGCAUUUUCUCUGAAGGAAUUCUUCUGGGCAUUGCUUUGCUUGAAGGAGGAAAUACACAAACACAGUAUUCUUUCUACCAGCAGUUGCACGAGCAGAAGAAGUCAGAGAAGUUCUUCAAAGUGCUCUACGACCGGAUGAAGGCUGCCCAGAAAGAGAUCCGAUCCACGGUGACCGUGAAUACCGUCGAUUUGGGGAGCAAGAAGAGGGACGAAGGGCACGACCUGCUGACCACCGGAGCCCGGAUGAGAGUAAGAGACCCAGGGCUCCAUUUGAAAGAGGGAAUGAAAGGACAGUUAAGCGAGGCCUCGUCCGCCACCUCCAAAGCCUACUGCGUGUACCGGAGAGAAAUGGAGCCGGAGAUGGACCUCCUGUGCACGGGGCCCGAGCCGGGCCACGGGGAGGAGAAGUCCACGGAUGAGAUCCCCAUGAGCCCCACCGUGGCCAUCAUGCAGCCCAUCCUGAGGUUCCUGCAGCUGCUGUGCGAGAACCACAACCGCGAGCUGCAGAACUUCUUGAGGAAUCAGAGGAACAAGACCAAUUACAACCUUGUGUGCGAGACACUGCAGUUUCUGGACUGCAUUUGCGGGAGCACCACGGGCGGCCUGGGCCUUUUGGGGCUCUACAUCAACGAGAAGAACGUGGCCCUGGUCAACCAGACCCUGGAGAGCCUGACUGAGUACUGCCAGGGCCCGUGCCACGAGAACCAGACUUGUAUUGCUACUCACGAAUCUAAUGGCAUCGAUAUUAUCAUUGCUUUGAUCCUGAAUGACAUCAACCCUUUGGGUAAACAUCGGAUGGACUUAGUGCUCCAGCUCAAGAACAACGCCUCCAAACUUUUGCUGGCCAUUAUGGAAAGCAGGCACGACAGCGAGAACGCGGAGAGAAUUCUUUUCAACAUGAGACCGCGGGAACUGGUGGACGUGAUGAAGAACGCCUAUAACCAGGGCGUGGACUGCGAGCGAGCGGGGGAGGAGGAGGGCCGCGGCGACGAGGGCGUCUCCCCGAGAGACGUCGGCCACAACAUCUACAUUCUGGCCCACCAGUUGGCUCGCCACAAUAAACUGCUACAACACAUGCUGAGACCAGGAUCUGAUCCUGACGAAGGAGACGAAGCCCUGACGCAUUACGCGAACCACACGGCACAGAUCGAGAUUGUUCGGCACGACAGGACCAUGGAGCAGAUCGUAUUUCCUGUCCCUGGCAUCUGUGAGUUCCUCACGCGAGAAUCCAAGUGCCGCGUGUUCAACACGACGGAGAGGGACGAGCAAGGGAGCAAGGUGAACGACUUUUUCCAGCAGACGGAAGAUCUCUACAAUGAGAUGAAGUGGCAGAAGAAAAUCAGGAGCAACCCCACGCUCUUCUGGUUCUCGAGGCACAUCUCCCUGUGGGGCAGCAUCUCCUUCAACCUGGCCGUGUUCAUCAACCUCGCCGUCGCCCUGUUCUACCCGUUUGGAGAUGAUGGCGACGAAGGCACACUGUCGCCGUUGUUCUCGGCCCUCCUUUGGGUCGCCGUUGCGGUCUGCACCUCGAUGCUGUUCUUCCUCUCCAAGCCCGUGGGGCUCCGGCCGUUCCUCGUGUCCAUCAUGCUCAGAUCCAUCUACACCAUCGGCCUGGGUCCCACGCUGAUCCUCCUCGGAGCCGCCAACCUUUGCAACAAGAUCGUCUUCCUGGUGAGCUUCGUGGGGAACCGCGGCACGUUCACGCGCGGGUACCGGGCGGUGGUUCUGGACAUGGCCUUCCUCUACCACGUGGCCUACGUGCUGGUCUGCAUGCUGGGCCUCUUCGUGCACGAGUUCUUCUACAGCUUCCUGCUCUUUGACCUGGUGUACCGAGAAGAGACGCUGCUCAACGUCAUCAAAAGCGUCACCCGGAACGGGCGCUCUAUCAUCCUGACGGCCGUCCUGGCCCUCAUCCUGGUCUACCUCUUCUCCAUCAUCGGCUUCCUCUUCCUCAAGGACGACUUCACCAUGGAGGUGGACAGACUGAGGAACAGAACCCCUGCCGCAGGGAAUGAGGACCUUCCCACGAUGACCUUGCCUUCCACGUUGGGGACCUGUGACAGGGAGAACUGUUCGCCCGCAAUCCCAGCGUCCAGUGCAGCAGCGGGCGAGGAGCACGAAGACCGCAUCGAGAGGGCGUGUGACACACUGCUCAUGUGCAUCGUCACCGUGCUGAACCAGGGACUCCGGAAUGGCGGGGGCGUCGGGGACGUGCUAAGAAGGCCGUCCAAGGAUGAGCCUCUGUUUGCUGCCCGAGUGGUGUACGACCUCCUCUUCUUCUUCAUCGUCAUCAUCAUCGUGCUGAACUUGAUUUUCGGUGUCAUCAUCGACACCUUCGCCGAUCUCAGGAGCGAAAAGCAGAAGAAGGAGGAAAUCCUCAAGACCACCUGCUUCAUCUGCGGCCUGGAGAGGGACAAGUUUGAUAAUAAGACCGUGUCCUUCGAGGAGCACAUUAAAUCAGAGCAUAACAUGUGGCAUUACCUGUACUUCGUGGUGUUGGUGAAAGUGAAGGACCCCACCGAAUACACCGGCCCCGAGAGCUACGUGGCCCAGAUGAUUGUGGAGAAGAACCUGGACUGGUUUCCCCGGAUGCGCGCCAUGUCCCUGGUGAGCACCGAGGGCGACGGGGAGCAGAACGAGAUCCGGAGCCUGCAGGAGAAGCUGGAGGCCACCAUGGCGCUGGCCAGGCAGCUGUCCGGGCAGCUGGCGGAGCUCAAGGAGCAGAUGACCGAACAGAGGAAGAACAAGCAGCGGCUGGGCUUCCUGGGCUCCAGCACCCCCCACGUGAACCACCACGCGCCCCCUCACUGAGGCAGGGCCCCCCCCCCCCCCCCCGGCCUGGCCUCCCGCCGGUGCCCCUUCUCCUCCCU